AUGUGGAAGAAAGCUAGACUGAUUCCAAUCUAUAAAGCUGAAACACGUACUGAGAGAAACAAUUACAGGCCCAUUUCUAUAUUACCGAUUCUAUCUAAACUCCUCGAACGACAUGUUGCCAACUCAUAUGUAAAAUUCCUCACAGAAAAUGAUAUUCUAUCAAGUUGCCAGCAUGGUUUUCGAGCCCAUCACUCUUGUGAAUCUACUCUAAUAUUGAUCUGUGAACACCUUCUCGAUAACAUUGAGCAAGGUUUAAUUAAUGGUAUAGCUCUAAUUGACCUCUCCAAAGCGUUUGACCUGGUCGAUCAUAGAUUGCUACUGCAGAAAUUAGAACAAUAUGGCAUUACUCCAAUAGCUUUAAAAUGGUUUAAAUCGUAUCUAAAUGAUUGUUACCAAGUAGUGCAAAUUGCAUCAUUCCUAUCCAACCCAGCUCUGAUAAAGUCUGGUGUGCCUCAAGGAUCUAUACUAGGACCAAUUCUCUUUCUUAUCUUUAUUAACGAUUUACCCAGUUACGUUGGAAGUUCUAAGCCUUUUUUAAUUGCCGAUGACUCCACACUAAUAUCCUCCGGAUCGGAUCUUCACGAACUUAGUGUCUCUAAAGUCGGAUAUGACCUCAGUGUCCCGUUGGACUAA
This is a messenger RNA of Paramuricea clavata, 633 nucleotides long. NCBI's taxonomy places the organism in Eukaryota, Metazoa, Cnidaria, Anthozoa, Malacalcyonacea, Plexauridae. The record is from the annotation of a GenBank genome assembly.